AUGCCCGAGGACAAUGAAACUUACGACAUGGCGGACUCGUACUGCGAGCCCGAAGCCUCAGACAUGGCCGUUUUACUUCAGGCAAAUGAAGACAAAAUAUUAAAUGCCUCUAUGAAAGCACUUAAAAGUGGAUCGUUGACACCCCUGGUCAAGGAGGAGCUUAGAUUCACAAUUCAGAGUCGUCGGCUAGCAGCAGGGAAGGGUGAGCUUAAGUUGGAGGAGUUUAAAAAGCCGCCAAAGAGAAAACUGGUGACUGAUGAAGAAAGAAAGAGAGCUCAAGUGCGGAGGCUACAGAACCGGGAAGCUGCACAGAGGUUUCGACAAAGACAGAAAGACCAGGCCAGCUAUCUCUCAGAGAACAACUAUCAACUGAAGUGGCAGGCAGAACAACUAUCAACUGAAGUGGCAGGCAUAACAACUAUCAACUGA
Candidula unifasciata is the source of this 429-nucleotide messenger RNA. NCBI's taxonomy places the organism in Eukaryota, Metazoa, Mollusca, Gastropoda, Stylommatophora, Geomitridae. The record is from the annotation of a GenBank genome assembly.